Pyricularia pennisetigena is the source of this 1446-nucleotide messenger RNA. RefSeq lists its product as uncharacterized. The annotation marks the transcript as partial. Gene Ontology annotation, cellular component: mitochondrial matrix; cytoplasm. Gene Ontology annotation, biological process: mitochondrial tRNA methylation; tRNA N1-guanine methylation. The record is from RefSeq and is a predicted model, not a curated record. NCBI's taxonomy places the organism in Eukaryota, Fungi, Ascomycota, Sordariomycetes, Magnaporthales, Pyriculariaceae. The transcript is spliced from 5 exons.
AAACUAAUCCAAGCAAAAAUGGCAGAUCAAACAGAGGCCAGAGACGUGACCAUGUUCACGCCUCCAAUCGUGCGCUCAGCAGCCACGACGCUAAAUAAGGCCCUCUUUACAAAAAAGUUCAACCUAGCUGCCGCGUCAGUGAGGGAAGCCACCAAGAUCUCGUUGUACCGCAAGGCACUCGAGAAGACUGGCGAUGCCCUGCAUGUGGAGAGAGUCUCAGUUGUGCGGAAUGAUCCGGGUCAGAAUCCUGCCACAAAGGGGAGGAAGUGUAUUCUACUGAGGCCUGGGAUUGAGGCCGCGGUACCGGAAACAUGGGGAAGUGUUGUCAGUGAAGGCGUCAAGAAGGAUGACUUGGCUGUCAUUCCUUACGAACUCACCCUGGACUAUGAUCAUUGGAAUGCUCACGAAAUCCUCAGCUCAUUUCUCCCUGAAGAAUUUGCAGACGACAUACAGUCAUCCUUCAACUUUGCCGGUCAUGUGGCCCACCUCAACCUCCGCGACCAGUUUCUCCCCUACAAGCAGGUAAUUGGACAGGUGCUCUGCGACAAGAACCCAGCCGUCCGCACCGUCAUCAACAAGACGAGAAACGUUGGCGACACGUCCGAAUUCCGCACAUUCGCCUACGAGGUUCUUGCUGGACCCGACGACCUAAACAUCGUAGUCCGCGAGAACAACUGCGUCUUCAAGCUGGACUAUUCCAAGGUGUACUGGAACACCAAGCUGGAGCCUGAGCACACUAGAAUGAUCAAGGAAUUCCAACCCGGCGAGGUGGUGGCUGACGCCAUGGCUGGCAUUGGACCUUUUGCCGUGCCGGCCGGGAAGAAGGGCGUCUUUGUCUGGGCCAACGACAAGAACCCAGAGAGCUACAAGUACUUGCAAGAAGCCAUCAAGACGAACAAGGUUGCACCCUUCGUCCGUGCCUACAAUGAGGACGCCCUGCAGUUCAUUCGUGGCGCGGCAGACUCGGUACUGGCCGCUCAUGCAGCCGGCCAAGGCGUCACACUCCCUGGUCCCAAAGUGAAACGCAACGACAGCGACUCUGCCGCAGCGGUCAAGUCGCAACAAGGGCCGGCCCCCAACACCAGAGUCUUGGUCCCGCCGACGAUAUCGCACUACGUCAUGAACCUCCCGGCGUCAGCGAUAUCCUUCCUCCCAGCAUACCGCGGCCUAUACCACGGCCACGAGAAACUUUUUGCACCCCAUACCAGCACCCGCCUGCCCCUGAUUCACGCUUAUUGCUUUGACAUCAAGAGCGACACGGACGAGCCGAAGCAUUCUGUCGUGCAGAGGGUUGUCGCGGAGCUGGGCGUCGAGAUGAAGCUUGGAGAUCGGGAUGGGGACAAUGAGGUUGAAGUCCUUCACGUGCGUGAGGUUGCGCCUAACAAGACCAUGUACCGAGCCACCUUUAGGCUGCCGCGGGAGGUUGCGUUUGCAAAGAGGGAAUAA